This is a messenger RNA of Oldenlandia corymbosa var. corymbosa, 582 nucleotides long. NCBI's taxonomy places the organism in Eukaryota, Viridiplantae, Streptophyta, Magnoliopsida, Gentianales, Rubiaceae. The record is from the annotation of a GenBank genome assembly.
AUGGAUGAGCAAGAAAACCCUUUGGGAUUUCCAGCCAACGUGUUGCAAACGCCUGACUUCAAUCUCUGGCACCAUUUCAUCUGCUGCAACCUGAUGCCAACAUCCUACACUGCUAAGGUCACCUACAAGAUGGCCCUGCUGCUGUAUGCCAUUGCCACAGACACACCAUUUGAUGCAGUCUCAGUCAUCCGGGAGCAACUCACCCGAUGCAUCACUGAUCCAAAGGUGAAGAGCUGGUAUUUCCCAGUUAUGGUCACCAUGCUAUGCAAAAGGGCAGGGGUGACCUUCCUGCAUACCGACGCAGAAAGUAACUUGCAACAACCAUUGAGGAUGCAUAAGCUAGACCAGAAACCCCCAGGUGCCGCAUGGGCAGGACAAACGACAUCCACUCCCACUUUAACUGGACAAUUGAAGCAGAGGGAUUUCAACAAGCAGAGCAGGUUCAUCCUGGAUUACGUCCACCAAUGCCAGAUGAGGACGGAGAAAUUCCUGCAGGAAAUGCACAAGUGCAUUGGAUGCCCUGAAAACUGCCCAAUGCCGCAUGAUCCGCCAGUCCACCCACUUCACAGAAUGCCUCAAUGA